UGCGCUGAAGGCUACGUACUUGUUGCUUGUAGAGUUAGAUGUGGAUGCCAUACUUUUAACGUUUUCGACUAUCAUUUGUUCUAUUUUAUUUAGACAUAAUGGAUCCGUCGUUCGAUGUGUUUGAAGUCGGCAUGUCGGUUAUGAUAAGUCGUAGCGAUGGAAGAACCCAUGCUGCCACUGUCAAAAAUCUUGAUGAACUCAAAUCUGCAGUGAACGUAGAAUGGGAAGAGGAUGGGGUGUCUAAAGGCAAGGGGAUUCCCAUCUCAGACCUCUGGUCUAUGAAUGCACACCUGUUUCAACAGCCUGUCGCCCCAAAGCAGCCUGCCCAGGCCGCUGCUGCUCCGGCUUCGCCACUGCAGAAGAAGUACAAUGACAGGCUGAGGUCUUCAAGGAUGCAUGCUCCUCCUGACACGGACCCUCAACCCAGUACAGCAGAGGACCCAGCAAUGUUCCGGCGAUUCACGUCCAACUUCGUGCGGGACUCGUACAGAAGGCCCCCGGUGGGGUCUGCCGCUGGGGAUGAUGCCGCUGCUGACAUGCCCCCUCCCUCCGCCAUUCCCCAGCCUUCCGCCAUCCCCAAACCCUCAGGUCUACCAACCAGGAGGACUGGGAGGCCAGCUGUCCCCAAAACCUCUACUGCACCGUCUACACUGCAGAGUGUGGGUGAGGCUGACGAAUCGAAGACUGCUGCCUCAACCAGCGCUGCUCGGCGCAUGUCUACAGCACAGAGCGGUGGCGUAGCUGGCAACAAGCGGUUGUCGCUCAUGCCGAAAGCUCCAGCCAACCAAACCAAGAAAGUCAAGGCAGCAGAGGUGAGCCGGCCGAACAAACAGUUUUACCAGAUGAUUGAGGACUAUAGGAAGACGGUGGAGAAAGUGCCAUUGACCCUCUCUGACAAUGUGGAUAAUUCCAGGAUAUGUGUGUGUGUUCGAAAGCGACCAAUGAAUAAGAAAGAACUUGGGAAAAAGGAAAUAGAUGUUGUCACCAUUCCUGGAAACGGAAUGCUGCUAUUCCAUGAACCCAAGCAGAAAGUGGACCUCACCAAGUAUCUGGAGAACCAGGUCUUCCACUUUGACUACUCCUUUGAUGAGGACGCCAAUAACGAGCUGGUCUACAGGUACACGGCCAGACCUCUGGUGCGAAGCAUCUUCGAAGGGGGCAUGGCCACCUGUUUUGCUUAUGGGCAGACCGGCAGCGGGAAGACCCAUACUAUGGGAGGAAACUUCUCUGGCAAGACCCAGAACAGCUCCAAGGGGAUCUAUGCUUUGGCAGCCCAGGAUGUCUUCACUCUCUUGAGGCACCACCCUGAUAUAGACCCCUUUGUCUCCUUCUUUGAGAUCUACAAUGGCAAGGUGUUUGACCUCCUGAAUAAGAAGACCCUGCUGCGCGUCCUGGAAGACGAGCAUCAGCAGGUGCAGGUGGUGGGGCUGGAGGAGGUCGCCGUCACCUGUGUGGCAGACGUCCUCAAGCUCAUCGAGAAGGGCAGCGCCUGCAGGACAUCCGGACAGACGUUUGCCAAUGCCAAUUCCUCGCGGUCGCACGCCGUGCUCCAGAUCGUGCUUCGCCGUCACCUGACUCUGCACGGCAAGUUCUCUCUGGUGGACCUGGCCGGGAACGAGCGCGGUACGGACGUCAAGGGCACCGACCGCCAGACCAUCGCUGAGACGGCCGAGAUCAACCGCAGUCUGCUGGCACUCAAGGAAUGUAUUCGAUCUCUGGGUCACAACAACGACCACAUCCCCUUCAGGAUGAGCAAGCUCACUCUAGUCCUGCGAGACUCAUUCAUCGGCGAAAACUCCAGGACGUGCAUGAUCGCCAUGAUCUCCCCUGGGAUGGGUUCCUGCGAUUACACCCUCAACACGCUCCGUUACGCUGACAGGGUGAAGGAGCUGAAUGGCAACUCCAAGGCGGUGCAGCAGGCUGCAUGCAGCAAAGGAGGAGAGCUGCUGGACAGCUGCAGCUCGUCAGAUGACUCGGUUGUGCCCCUGUAUGAAGCCAUAUCACAUGUGAAUGAGAGGGAGGAGAAGUUAAGGGACGACAUCUUGGCUAGCAGGGAUUUCCACAUCUCCAUGGUGUCAGACACAUUUGACGUAAUUUCCAGUCUGCCCGAGAUGCGAGAACAUCUACAAAGAUUAAUGGAUGAUGUCAAUAGCUUGGAGGAGGCUGUUAAGGCGGAGCAAGAGCUUACUUCUUUUACUUGAGUUUGUUUGUUUGUUUUUGUUUGUAUUGUCCCCCUUCACCUUACUGUUUUUCUUUUCUUGGUUUCUUUCCUUUUCUUGGUUUCUUUCCUUUUCUUCAGUGUAUUCCUCAAUUUACAAAAUAAACACUAUUUUAAAGACUG
Molecule: messenger RNA, 2341 nt
Organism: Engraulis encrasicolus (European anchovy)
Lineage: Eukaryota; Metazoa; Chordata; Actinopteri; Clupeiformes; Engraulidae
Gene: kif2c
Product: kinesin family member 2C
Exons: 22
Coding region: 99-2201 (700 amino acids)
Biological process (GO): microtubule-based movement
Molecular function (GO): microtubule motor activity; microtubule binding; ATP binding
Source: RefSeq, a predicted model, not a curated record